GGUUUUAAGCUUCUUUUUAGCUCCUCUCUUCUCUCUUUCUCAUAGCCGAAAAACUCAACCCUCUUCUCUUUCAUAUCUUUUGUUCAGUGAAUUUUAGCUGAAAAAAACCCUAAUUCGAUUAUAUAUAAUAGCUAAAAUAUUCUCGUAAAAAGGCUAGAUUUUGAUUAAUUUUUAUGUGAAAAGUGAGAAGAGAGGGGUUUAAUGGGUGAGGCUACAGCUACAAUGAAUCAAAUGGAGGAAAAUUUGGGUACACAGUUAUCUGGGCUUGUCGGGUCGGAUCAGGGAACGGAUGCGUCGUCGUUGUUUCAUCGGAGGAUUGAGUUUCAUUUGGCGAGAAAGCCGUUUAGUGGGUUUAUAAGUAAUGAUGGGUUUCAGCUGGAAACGCUGAACCCGAACUCAGAGAAAACGGGUAAAGAUAACGGGUUGGUUGUUGGGGGCGGGAAAAAGGUCGGUGAUGCUCAGAUGGAAAGUAAUGGGUUGGAUCCAGAAGUGAGCUUCGGUAUUGCCUUCAGAAAGAUUAUGAGAAUUGGAGCGGGCUUGCAAAAUCUUGGGAAUACCUGCUUCCUCAAUUCUGUAUUACAGUGCCUGACAUACACUGAGCCUUUGGCAGCAUACUUGGAAAGUGGGAAGCAUCAAAAUUCCUGUCGUAUGGCUGGGUUUUGUGCUUUAUGUGCCAUCCAAAAACAUGUGAGUCGUGCUUUGCAGGCAACUGGGAAAAUACUGGCACCCAAGGAUCUUGUGUCAAACUUGCGAUGCAUAUCCCGGAAUUUUCGAAAUGCUAGACAGGAGGAUGCACAUGAAUACAUGGUGAAUCUGCUUGAGUCGAUGCAUAAAUGUUGCUUACCUUCAGGAGUGCCAAGUGAAUCUCCCAGUGCUUAUGACAAAAGUUUGGUCCAUAAGAUAUUUGGUGGGCGCCUUCGCAGUCAGGUGCAGUGCAUGCAGUGUAACUUUUGCUCCGACAAGUUUGAUCCGUUUCUGGAUUUAAGUCUUGAAAUUUUAAAGGCAGAUUCGCUACAGAGAGCACUUCAGCAUUUCACUGCCCGAGAGCUAUUAGAUGGUGGUCAGAGGCAGUACCAAUGUCAGCAGUGCAAACAGAAAGUGAAGGCUACCAAGCGGCUAACAAUUGACAAGGCACCUCAUGUCCUAACCAUCCACUUGAAGCGAUUUGGUUCACAUGUCCCUGGGCAAAAGAUCGAUAAAAAGAUUCACUAUGGGCCUACUUUAGACUUGAAGCAUUUUGUAUCUGAUACCUAUGGUGGUGAAUCGAAGUACACUCUGUAUGGUGUGCUGGUUCAUGCAGGUUGGAGCACCCAUUCUGGUCAUUAUUAUUGCUUUGUUCGCACUUCAAGUGGAAAUUGGUACUCCCUUGAUGACAAUCAGGUGGUUCAAGUUAGUGAGAGAAAGGUGUUGGAGCAGAAGGCAUACAUGUUGUUCUAUGUUCGGGAUAGGAAAUCUCCUGUGCCUAAGAAGUCUGUGGAUGUUGCCCGCAAUGACAAUGUGACUACUAAUGGCAUAGGAAACAAAAUAUACUCUAAUCACAGCCAGAGAUUUAAGGAUACUGUUCAAAAUGGAAUUCAUGUGAAGAAUGUGGAUUCCUUUUCUGGUGCAAAAGAUCAAAGGGAGACAUUAAGUUCCGAAGUUUCAAAGGAAACUUCGACAAAGGGUCUGGCACCCCCAAAGGUUAAUGGUGUAGUAACUAAUGGAUCCUCUUCUCUAGGAGGGGCUGUACAGCAAGAAAAGUCGAAAGUGCAAGAAACAGGUGAAAGAGCAAACGAGUCAUCUGUUGUAGACACAAGGGGUAGACCAUGCUUGCUUAAAGCUAAUCCAACUGCUCCAGUCUCCAAUGGAAUUCAUAGACUUGAAAACAAGGUGGAGACAAGAUGCGAAGACUCUAAUGCACUACUUAAUGGCAAUGUCAAGGAGUUAACCUGCUCUGCUGCAAUACCAUUUAGCUCUAGCACCGUAAACAAUGACAAAGAUCGUCUCCACAAACAAGAAGAGUGCAGCAAGGGAAACACCAACUCUCGAGUGGUGAAAGACAUCUCCAAUGGUAGUUUUGGUGAUUCAGCUGUUAAUAAUGAUGUUGGACAGAGAAAAACAGGUGCGAAAUCCUCCGGAGCACUGAGCCAACCAACUGUGGCUAGCUCGACCGAAAAGGAAGCUAUUGACAAGGCCUGCUUGAAAGCCAAAAAGAAGUCUUUCAAGAGUCGUGUUACCAAGAUGCAUCUCAGCUUUAUGAUCUUAGAUCCAGCCUUAGGACUGCACAGGAAGAAGAAACACAAACGAAUGAAACAUAAAAUUGGAAAGAAAAAGCGCUGCGAUGCCAGUUCCUUGAAUGAGAAUAAUGUCUCCUCUGAUCUUGGGCCAUCUACAUCCGAGCUAUCCCAUACUUUGGUCUCUUCUCCAAUGCAUUCUGAAAGAAAGAGAAAGAAGUCAAAAGUUGGUUCCAAUGAGAAACCUUAUAGUUUAGAUACGAAAACUGCUGGACACAAUGGUGAUCUGCUGAGGAGUACAGUUGAUGAUGUGAGGGUUUUGAACAAUGGCACUGUAUUAGCAAAUGACAAGCAACCACAAAAAAGUUCCAGCUCGGCAUCAGUAGGAAACCAAGGUAGUAACAAUAAACAGUCCACAGAUGCUAAAGAGACCAAAGGAGUUACAACACAGAAAGGUCUGGUGAACAUGCUUACCAGGGGUUUAGAGUCAAGUGUUGCUCGUUGGGAUGACGUAGAAGUUCCUUCCUUGAAUGGUGUUGAAGCACAGAACGGAAAUUGUGUCAGCAUUGGGUACAUUGGGGAUGAAUGGGAUGAGGAAUAUGAUAGAGGGAAGAGGAAGAAGGUUAGGAACUCCAAAAUUGAAUUUGGUGGACCAAACCCUUUCCAAGAAAUUGCAAGCAAAAAGGCAAAGGUAAAGAAAGCAAGUCUUGGGCGAUCUAGCUCUGCAAACCAGCCUUUCAGGAUAUUAUAAUGAAUCUGGACUACGUAUUUUGACUUUAACCAAUCGAGAAACACAACUCGAGUUCCACAGGAGUGUCACUGAGAUGGUAACGGUUGCAUCCCCAGGCCCCAGCUUGGUCCAUAUUAGCUUUGGCUGCUAAGCGUAUUUUUAGCCUACUAUUAGAAGGCUUGAGCAAGUGAUGUGUCUUCUUUCUUCUUUAUCUUGUUCUUCACCAGUGUUUUGCCAUCAGUUUUGUUUUGUGAGGUCUUGAGAAAGAAUGUACCAGUGUGUGGACAUUGUGGAUCAUGAGUCAUGACUCAUUAAUGAAUAACAUUCUGGCUUGAAAAUGUUUUACC
This is a messenger RNA of Nicotiana attenuata, 3290 nucleotides long. RefSeq names its product ubiquitin carboxyl-terminal hydrolase 23. The transcript is spliced from 10 exons. Gene Ontology annotation, cellular component: cytosol; nucleus. Gene Ontology annotation, biological process: protein deubiquitination. The record is from RefSeq and is a predicted model, not a curated record. Lineage: Eukaryota; Viridiplantae; Streptophyta; Magnoliopsida; Solanales; Solanaceae. The coding region runs from base 202 to 2964 and encodes 920 amino acids. Gene Ontology annotation, molecular function: cysteine-type endopeptidase activity; cysteine-type deubiquitinase activity.